Lathyrus oleraceus (garden pea) is the source of this 771-nucleotide messenger RNA. RefSeq lists its product as uncharacterized. Bases 1 to 771 code for a protein of 256 amino acids. The transcript is spliced from 2 exons. The record is from RefSeq and is a predicted model, not a curated record. NCBI's taxonomy places the organism in Eukaryota, Viridiplantae, Streptophyta, Magnoliopsida, Fabales, Fabaceae.
AUGGAUAUUUUGGAAGAAACGAGUUUGUUGAAUGUUAAACCAGCUGAUACUCCUAUGGAUCCAGGUGUCAAACUACUACCCAAUCAGGGGGAGCCUCUAUCCGACUCAGGAAGGUAUAGAAGAUUGGUUGGAAAGUUGAAUUAUCUCACAGUCACUCGUCCAGACAUUUCUUUUGCAGUUAAACUGAUGAAAGCUGAAUUUAAGAUGGGUCUUGUUGGUGAAUUAACCUGUUUUCUUGGUCUUCAAGUGAAGCAGAUGGAUGAUUCUAUCUUAAUCUCUCAAAGUAAGCAUGCCAAGAACAUAGUGAAGAAGUUUGGUAUGGAGAAUGCUAGUCACAAGAUGACACCUGCACCUACUCAUUUGAAGUUAUCUAAAGAUGAAAAAGGUGUUGAUGUGGAUCAAAGUCGGUAUAGGAACAUGAUUGGUAGCCUGUUAUACCUUACAGCUAGCAGACCUGACAUCACAUUUGUUGUAGGUGUUUGUACAAGAUAUCAAGUUGUGCCUAAAAUGAGUCACAUCAAUAAAGUGAAGAGGAUUCUGAAGUACAUCAAUGGUACAAGUGACUAUGACAUGUUAUACUCUCAUGGAUCUAAUUUCAUACUUGUAGGGUAUUAUGAUACGGAUUGGGCAGAUAGUAUUGAUGAUAGGAAAUGCAUUUCAGGAGGUUGCUUCUUCUUAAGGAACAAUCUUAUAUCUUGGUUUAGCAAGAAGCAAAAUUGUUUAUCCUUAUCCACUGUUGAGGAUGAGUAUAUUGCAGCAAGAAGCAGUUGA